CACAGUGUUUUUCGUGCCAUUCAGAAACGAUUUGCAGUUAACAAUGGAUGUUCCUUUCCACAGCCUGGCUGUCGUCCUAUAUUUGGGCGAUUCAGACCAGAUAUUGCCGGGGUUUGCCAUCCAUUUAUUACCUGUGCUAAUCGCCUUUUAGCAGAUAAUAAGACUCUGCACUUCUUCUUAAAUCUGAGCUCGUCAUCUGUGUCUUAUGAUGUUCCUCUUUUACAGAGUCUUUUUGAAUCAGAGAGUCCGAUCCUCGAUAAUGAGUUAUGUGGUGUUAUUGAACAGAAAACAAGCCGCCGUCCAACAUGUGUCUCUUUUAGGGUUCUUAUUCCAUUGGAUCUAGAUGAGUGUCCAUAUGCUAUCUUUUUAUCUACUGGCACUCAUUCUCAUCCUCCCCCACCUCCAACCAAGCCACCACAAAUCAUUUUAGAUGAGAUUCUCGACUUGAUGAAGCGCAUGCGAAAUCCAGAUCUGACAUUGAGCACUUUCCUCCGCAGCCCACAGCUGAAGGAAUUCUGUCAGAGGUAUGAUGGAAAGGAACUCUCUCAGAUCCAUUAUAGCUUUGUAAAUCAAGACAAACUUUCAGCUCUUACCACUAAGAUAAGAGCUCUGCUAUUUCCCCAGGGAAGGGACUUUAAUGGGGUGGUCUUUGAGCGCCAACGAAAUGUAAAAUAUCAGACCUAUGUACGGCGAAUAUUUGCAGAAAAUGAUUGUAUUAUGAUCAUUUGUGGAUUUGACCAACAAAUUCAAUUUCUAGCCUCUCUAUCAAGCUUUGAGGUGGAUAUGUCCUAUAAGAGGGUCAAGGGAGCCUUUAAUGAGGUGAUUUUUGCAACAUUUCUUCCUGAUCAUAACAAGGUCUUCACACUGCUCCGGGUCUUUAUCAAUCAGGAAACGGCUGAAAGCUAUAGGCUUUUAUUCCAACAAGUGUUCUCUCUUAUUUCUGAAGUAUGUGGGAGACCAGUCGAGUUCCAUUAUUUACAUAAUAGUGGGAUAAAAGCUGUUGUGGUUGAUAUGGAUGCAAAGCAAAUGUCUGGUCUUGGCCACUACCUUCAAUCUCUUGAUCCAUUAUGUCGACCGUGGACAUGGCAGCUCAAAAAUGUCAUUAUUUUUUGCCAUGUUCACUUCAAGCGAACAAUCACUAGGCUAUUGGGAUCAGAUAUGGAUUUAGGAUCUGAAGAGCUGUAUCAUUCUCCCUGGUUUAGAAUGAAAAGUCUUCUAUCUUGUGAGAGUGAAGAUGACUAUUAUCAUUUGAUUGCACUUUUACAAGAUAAUGAGAGUUCAGAGAUUGUUCAGUGGGCCGAGCAUAAAAAACACCCUGUUAUUGCAGCUGGUCUAAAUAAAUCUUGUUCCUUGAUGAACCCUACCUUCUUUGAAUCUACAAGGAAUAUUACGAAUGCUGUUGAGCAGAGUCAUUAUAAGUCAUACUGGAUGGGUGUAUAUGAUUCUUUGCUUGGUGCCACAUUAGGGUCUUUCACGAUUGAUCAACGUGAUAUUGACCAGUACAAUGCUAGAGUGGCCUUCGGAGUCUAUCACAAUUCCAGAGAUAAUAGCCUAGAGACCCGAUAUUACAAUCAUUUGGGUAAUGAGAGUACGCAACCAGUUUCCUAA
This is a messenger RNA of Aspergillus ruber CBS 135680, 1608 nucleotides long. RefSeq lists its product as uncharacterized. The record is from RefSeq and is a predicted model, not a curated record. The annotation marks the transcript as partial. Lineage: Eukaryota; Fungi; Ascomycota; Eurotiomycetes; Eurotiales; Aspergillaceae. The transcript has 9 exons.